This is a messenger RNA of Cadophora gregata, 1404 nucleotides long. RefSeq lists its product as uncharacterized. The record is from RefSeq and is a predicted model, not a curated record. The transcript has a single exon. The coding region runs from base 1 to 1404 and encodes 467 amino acids. NCBI's taxonomy places the organism in Eukaryota, Fungi, Ascomycota, Leotiomycetes, Helotiales, Ploettnerulaceae.
AUGCCGCUCGUGCAAUUGGCUGCUCGCCAUCCUUCCGACUCAGGACCAGCGAAAGCAAUGAAGGCAUCAUCAGGCCCCGAAGACCACAAGAGAAGACGGCUCCAAAAAGCAACGCCUGGAUGCUACUUCGACACCAGAUUUUCCCCUGGGCAGAGAAUAACUGGGGAUUCGUCUGUUAUCGGCGUGGAAUCCUGCUUGGAGGUCGAUGCACACCGAACUCCAGCCGAUGACGAUGUCUGGACAAGGGGGUGCCAGAACCAGGAUACGAAGCUGCAGCUCUCAUCAAGUGCCCGACCUCGUAUUAUUGGAGCUCACUCUCUCCAUCACCCUCUCCCUCUCCCACGUCCUCACCAAAAAUCUCAAAAACAUGUUCUGUUCCUCCAGCCUCGUUCUUCUUCUUCAUUCCUUUCAGACGAUUCAAUCAGUAUCUACUCAACCCAUAGCUUCAUUUCGCCGGCACCCAACGAUAUGGACGCAGAGGCUGAUGAGGUGCAGAUAGGGAUGUAUCGUAGGCGAUCUAAGACUCCCGUCUUUUUCGUCGGCCAAUUGGAGCGGAAGUCCGUGGAAUGCGAGCUGGACAAGGCGCAAUUGCUCGCAUCAGAGUACCAAGCAGUGUUACCUCUUCGUUUGAAAACUUCGUUCGCCCAGUCCCAAAUCUCAAUCCAAAAUCACGAGGAAGAUCACGAUCGUACCACUUCAAUUUCGACUUCAUACCGAAUUCAAACUCGCAAACGGCUUCGCAAAAUCAAAUGUCAACUGAGUUUGCGAGAUCUGGUCAAGCAACACUCGCAAUGCGGAGCGUCACCAUCACCAUCAACGCCAGGUUCGGAUGCAGAGACGUUAGUUGGCUCACCACCAUGCUCACCACUUGAUGCGGAUUUCGAGAAGGAGGUCUCCUCAGAUCGUCGAUCUCUUUUUAGUUCCAGUCCACAUCCUCAUCAUCAAACUCAAAUCCACGACAUCAGCGACGAGGACGAUGAACUCUCCCUCCCAGCUCUUAGCAAGUCAGCCCCAGAAAACGACAUCGGCCUCAAAAUCUGUACCGAGCUUCUCACCAACGAGCUCACCACGGCUCUCCUCCGGCACCACCAGCCUCUCGAAACAGAAACAGAAGCAAAAGACCGCGCCUCGGGCCUGCAAAUUCUGCUUAUGAUCGAGGCGUACGAGACGGUGCAAAGUCAGGUGAGGAGGAUGCUGUAUGACGCUCGUGUGACUGGCAAGCAGUUCGGUCACGUGAGCGAGGCAGAGAGGAUUCUGGAGCACUGGUUAAAAGCUCUCUAUGCUGUGUAUGAUCGAGAGCAGGAAGAGGAGGGGAAGAGGAUUAGGAGGGGGUUGGGACUUGAGUGGUCAGUGGGGAGUGGGGAGGAUGAGGGGAGGAGGGUAGUGAAGGGUCGUGUGAAAUGA